CAAGUGAUUUCUGCAGAUUUCUUGCAGGGUCAAGCUCGGUUUUCAGUACGACAGACUUGCUUCCUCCGCCCCAUCCCUCACACCCCCGUCCUCAUCAUGGCUGCUCAUUCGUUCAUCAUAAUUCAUGCCAUAAUUUUGAAUUUUACAUUUAUGGAGAGUAUUGGUGGGAAACUUCUGAGGGCAACGACAACUUUGAGGGACCAGGUUACAGCAGCAGAGGCGCAUACCCAUACCCUCACACCAGCUGCCCUGACAAGGCGUCUUUCGGUGGAGCGGAUGCCGAGUGUCGGUCUGUCUGCAGGAGUGACGAAGACUGCCCCGCACUCCAGUACUGUUGCGUUAGUGAAUGCGACCGUAGGUGUGUCACGCCACAAAUGACGGAUACAGGCGACGACUGUGGUUGCUCAGUGUCAUUUCUACCGAUGACAUGGCCAAGUAGUCCGUCUUAUGAUUCAGGAGAAGUAAACAUAAGAGUUGUCAACUUUAUAUGGCAAUCAGUAAAAGACAGUUUUUCUCCGUCAAUGGAAGUCCACCUGCUUGACGAAGACUUCCGAACUACCGGAAUAGGACAAGUCGACGAUCUCUGCCAACUAGAAAACAUUUUACAGUUCGAAUUCCGUACAAAAGGAUUUGAUUUGUUCAAGAAGCCUCACAGAAAUCUAAUUGUGAUCGGCGACAGUGUCGACUUCUUCACUAGAGUUAGUGAAGCGGGUGCACUGGGUGAGAUAUUCGAGUCAGUGUGUGCGGUGGUUGUUGGUAACGUGACGCUCAGCGACAACCUGCUAAGCCAGUUCGCUUCCACUGCCAGUCCAGGAGAACCCUGCGUGUGGCGGGCGGAUUCUUACGACCAACUGGGCGAUCUCAAGCCGGAAGUGGAGGUCGUGAUCGACGAUGGUAGCUGCCUUUGUCCUGGGGAAACAAAGGAUCAGAGCGCCUGCGCAGGCCCUGGCGAGAACUGCGUGCUCGACGAGGACUGCGGGCUGAGGGGCGACUGCGUCAACGGCGUCUGCAGGGAGCGACCCUGCUACGUGCCAGACUCCUACGAUCCAGAGAGUGACAUCAAUUACGAUUACUACGUAGAAGAUUAUUAUAAUUAUUAUGGGGAUUAUAAUUAUUAUUCUGGAUAUGACGUUGGGUAUUACUUUGAGUACGAUUACCAUUAUAGCGACGGUGUUUCAAAUCGAAUGGAACAGCGGAAGGAACCGUUGACUAAAUUAUCUCAAGAGUUAAAGUCAAAGGCUGAUGUCAGAGAUCUUUCCAGCCUCUUCCAAGGAUGCUGCAGCAGAGGAAGGAUGCUGUGCAGCGGAGUGCCAGCGGUGUGCGUUUCCCCGGACGCUGUCUGCGACGGAACUGCUGACUGCAUCAACGGGGAGGAUGAGACGCCGGAGGCCUGCGAGAAGCACAUCCUGCUGUCCCUGGGAAGGCUAAGGUGGAGGAGAUACUAGCAGCAAUGAAGGAACGUGUUGCCGCAACAGCAAAGCCCAUCGCACAUAUUGUCAACACAUUUUACGCUAGAGUUGAAGUCGGCUCAUCUAAUACAACGGCAGACGCCAUCAAGAGGACGCUGAGGCGAGUCUGGCAAAAGGCAGGUG
Molecule: messenger RNA, 1592 nt
Organism: Penaeus vannamei (Pacific white shrimp)
Lineage: Eukaryota; Metazoa; Arthropoda; Malacostraca; Decapoda; Penaeidae
Cellular component (GO): extracellular region
Molecular function (GO): peptidase inhibitor activity
Source: RefSeq, a predicted model, not a curated record